Aspergillus welwitschiae is the source of this 1266-nucleotide messenger RNA. RefSeq names its product putative toxin biosynthesis protein. The record is from RefSeq and is a predicted model, not a curated record. Bases 1 to 1260 code for a protein of 419 amino acids. The transcript has 3 exons. NCBI's taxonomy places the organism in Eukaryota, Fungi, Ascomycota, Eurotiomycetes, Eurotiales, Aspergillaceae.
AUGUCUUUUCCCUUUCGAAUAAUUGACCACAUCAUUCCCGGGCAGCACAUCCGAGAGUACCCACAAAGUACCCGGGGCAGACAAGAAACCCCUCACCAGCUCGCGAUCAAACAAUAUAUCCCUCUUGACCGCCCCGAUCCAGUGCCUGACAACGCGAUCACAAUUAUCGGGUCCCCUGGUAAUGGCUCUCCGAAGGAAACCUACGAGCCCCUCUGGGAGGACAUCUACACCGAGUUGAAGCAUAGAGGGGUGCCUCUGCGGGGAAUCUGGAUGGCAGACACAUCCAACCAGGGGGAAAGCGGGGUUCUCAAUGAAUAUAUUCAAGGCGAUCGCACAAAUUGGUACGACCAUUCCCGCGACCUCCUCCUGAUGGUCAACCAAUUCCGCGAUGAGAUCCCUCGUCCGAUCAUCGGUGUUGCACAUAGCAUGGGCUGUGCACAACUGGUUAAUCUUUCCAUCAUUCAUCCGCGCCUCCUGUCCACGCUCAUCCUCUUCGAGCCCGUCAUCAUCGAGGCUUCCUUCGGUGGUCCCAACCCAGCACUUCCCGCUAGCCUCCGCCGAGACCUUUGGCCGAAUGCCGAAAGCGCCAAAGCAUCAUUAUCAAAAGGCCUCCGAAAUUGGGAUCCUCGUACGCGAGAAAGAUACCUUCAGUACGGGCUACGCAAAGUCCCAACUGCCCUAUACCACCCUUCAGAUUCAAAUGUUGGCCCCGAAGCUGUGACGUUAAGAACAACAAAGCACCAAGAAGCGUGGAGCUUUUCUACGAUGAACCUGGAACCCGAGCAGCUGGACCGACUCUUGCUACCUGACUGGGACAGUGAACGGGAGCGGCCGUAUCUCUUCUCACGCCCGGAAUGCUGGUCCGCCAUGAGAAAUUUACCGUUUCUGAGACCUAGUGUCCUCUGGGUCUUUGGGGAGAAGAGCUUCCUGUCUUUGCCGGACGCGCAGGACGCCAAGAUGCAGGUAACAGGAACCGGAGUGGGUGGUAGCGGCGGGGUUCAAGCUGGGGCGGUAGAAAAGGCUGUCCUGGUAGAUGGGACGCAUACCCUUGUGUUCGAAAAUGUUGAAUGGUGUGCUGAGACUUCGGCUAGAUGGAUUUGGAAGUGGUACAACGGCUGGUUAGCAGAUGAAAAGUUUUGGUCUGAGUACAGAAGUCGGCAGUCGGAUCAUGAUAUGUUAAGAUUGUCAAAGGAAGCAGUCCAGGUGGCGAAAAUGCCAGUUGGAGCAAAGAGAGGAGAGGCCUGUAAACUGAAAUUAUAAAUUGAU